Messenger RNA from Acanthopagrus latus (yellowfin seabream), 1195 nucleotides. It is a transcript of the gene mrpl4, whose product is annotated as mitochondrial ribosomal protein L4. Gene Ontology annotation, cellular component: ribosome. Gene Ontology annotation, molecular function: structural constituent of ribosome. The coding region runs from base 167 to 1075 and encodes 302 amino acids. The record is from RefSeq and is a predicted model, not a curated record. Gene Ontology annotation, biological process: translation. The transcript has 9 exons. Lineage: Eukaryota; Metazoa; Chordata; Actinopteri; Spariformes; Sparidae.
ACGUUUUGAUGCGCUACGUCAUCAACACGCGUCAACACACCGCAGGGAAACAGCGCCGCGACCUUUCAUGCAGACGACACGCUUCGAUCCCGUUUAUAAUGUGAAUUUAAGAUAAUUUCGGAUUAAACUGAACGUGUGUGCGAGUUUGGAAGAAAGCUGCGCCGACAUGUUUCGUUGCUCUGUGGUAGUUUGUGGCAGAGGAGUCGUUAAGAGGUUGGCCUCGUCGUUCUCUGGUGAGAGCGCUCUGCCUCCAAAUCUGCUGCUGCCUACCAACCUAGUGGAUCCUUCCAGAUUAAAGCGUCCUCCUCCUCCUGCAGACUGCUCCCUGCCCGUCCUGAGGAAGUGCGAUGCCGUCGUUCCUGCUCAUCUGAGUCCCGUCCACACGUGGGUGGAGACUCUGGAGAGUCGGGACGGCGAGCCGGUGGGCUUGGCUCAGCUCCACCCGGACGUCUUUGCGGUGCCUCCGAGGCUCGAUAUUCUCCAUUCGGUGGAAACAUGGCAGCGAAAUUUCAAAAGAAUUAGCCACGCCAACACAAAGAUCAGGUCGGAGGUCAGAGGUGGAGGCAGGAAACCGUGGAAACAGAAAGGAAGUGGAAGAGCGCGUCAGGGAAGCAUCAGAUCGCCGUUAUGGAGAGGAGGUGGGGUGGCUCAUGGGCCCAGAGGACCCAACAGUUACUACUACAUGUUACCCAUGAAGGUUCGAGUGCUCGGACUCAAAGUGGCUCUGAGCUCCAAGAUGGCUCAAGACUACCUUCACAUCGUGGACUCUCUGAACAUCCCCACUCCCGACUCUCGGUACCUGCUGGAGCUCAUCAAACAGAGACACUGGGGACAGUCGGUGCUGAUAGUCGAUGUAGCUGAAGAGAUUCCUGAAAACAUGCUUGAGGCAACAGCGGAUUUGAAGACGGUCAACAUUAUUCCAGCCAUCGGUCUGAAUGUCCACAGCCUGCUGAAACAUGAGACGGUCGUCCUCACGCUGGACACGAUCAAGUUUCUGGAAGACAAGCUGCUCUGGCAUAACGAGCGCUACACGCCGCUGUACCCGUUCAAACUGCCGUACUCCGACCUCCCGUAGAGACACGAACCCAGCUGUAAUAUAUUCACUGACUGCAGUGAGACAGAUGUUUUCUUUAUGUGUUUAUUAUGUUAAAAAAAACAAGUCAUCAAUAAAUAAUACCAAUGAUUAAAAAAAAAA